Thelazia callipaeda (thelaziosis nematode) is the source of this 876-nucleotide messenger RNA. Lineage: Eukaryota; Metazoa; Nematoda; Chromadorea; Rhabditida; Thelaziidae. The record is from the annotation of a GenBank genome assembly.
AUGGAUGAAAACUGUAGUAGAAGUAUAAACUCAUCAACAUUGCAUGAGAAGGAAAAGGGAUUUAUAAAUUUGAAUUCAAAAUGUACUACGACUGAAGCAGAUUUGGAUAAAAGCCAGGAAGAUGUGCCAGUUAAAUUCUAUGGUUCACGUCACGCUGGCGCUAAAAAGUUGGCUUCUUUGUAUAAAAAAGAAAAGCGAUUACAAGAAACAAUAUCAACUGCAAUUGGUAUAAGCGAAAUUUUCAUCGUAAUAAUUUUAUUAAUACAACGAUUUGAUAUUUCGUCUUUAUCUUCUGUACUUUUUUUUGCAUUUCUCGGCAUUCUGACAGCUGACUUUCUAUCUGGUCUUGUUCACUGGGCCGCUGAUUCCUUCGGUACCGUCGAUACUUUCAUUGGCAAGCACUUUAUUAGAUCAUUUCGUGAACACCACAUUGACCCAUCAGCCAUAACACGUCAUGAUUUCAUCGAAUGUAACGGUGACAAUUUCCUAUUGAUAAUACCAAAACUCACUCAUAUCAUUUAUCAGCAUGUAACGUUACCAAGUUCUCAGCUGGACAACUUGAUGGUUUCACACUGGUUUUACCUACUUCUAUCCAUCUAUAUUGCACUCACUAAUCAGAUCCACAAAUGGUCUCAUACGUAUAUAGGAUUAUCUACGUGGGUAAAAAUGUUACAAAACUGGCACGUAAUAUUAUCACGUAAAGACCACAAACUACAUCAUAUUUCACCACAUGCUUGUGCAUAUUGCAUUACUACGGGAUGGCUAAACAAACCAUUAGAUGCUAUUGGUUUCUGGCGUGGUGCUGAAUACAUUGUUAUUACUCUGACAGGAAUGAAACCACGCACAGACGAUCUGAAAUGGGCAAAAGCUUUGUAA